Molecule: messenger RNA, 1659 nt
Organism: Microplitis mediator
Lineage: Eukaryota; Metazoa; Arthropoda; Insecta; Hymenoptera; Braconidae
Exons: 7
Coding region: 188-1606 (472 amino acids)
Molecular function (GO): protein binding
Source: RefSeq, a predicted model, not a curated record
AAAUUGUCGAUUGAUCAAGUUAUUAAUUAGUGUUUAAAUAAAAAAUAAAAUAAAACGUUUCAGUUCAUUCUUCCUAAAUAACUAGACUAAAAAAAUUAACAAAAAUAAUUCAAUUUUUUAACAGAUUUUAUUUUUAAUUCUUCUGUCUUUAUUUCUCGAUAAUAGUCCAUAUAAAAAAAAAUUAGCAAUGAGUUUCAAUCAGUUGUCCGAUCAAAUUAAAAAAAGAGUAUUUUCAAAUCUUGAACCAGAAGAACUUCUAAGAUUACGUCGAAUGGACAGUAGUUGGAAAAUUAUUAUUGACGAUUUAAAAAUUUGGAAAAAGGUGUGUUCGAUAGGCGAAAUAAAACCAUGGAAAAGUCAAUUAAUUAAACUACGAUAUCCCUCUCUAAAUAGUGAUAAGUACAAUGAUUUAAAAGAUAAACAGUGGAAAAUAAUUUUUCUAUUGUACAAAAAAUGGCGUCAAGUAUUUCGUGUCAAUAAAUAUGAAAUUGUUAAAUUUGGGGUUCCUCAAGAAAAUAUUCCUCAUGAAUUGGUGGAAGCCAGUGAUGUAAAAUUUUCUUAUGAUUUAUUAGCUGAUCAUUUUGCUAUGGGAAUGAAUUGUGUUGGAAUAAAUUGUUUAUUUCAGAGACUCGGUUUCACACAUACGUUUAAAUUUGAAGAAAAUGCUGAUACCGAUAUUCGAUUAGAUGAUGAUGAGAUCAACUCGCAUGGUUUCAAUUAUUUUAUUGAAAUUAAAAUUUGGAUGACUGGUACUGGAAAAGUAAUUUAUGUUAUGUAUUUUCGCAAUCAAAUUUUAUUUUGGGACGUAAUGAGAAAAACUAAAAUUCCAACACCACGUAUUUUUUUUCAAGAUAUACGAAAAUCAUUACAUUUACGACGGGGAACCGAUGAAUAUUUUUACAUCAUAAAUACUUGGGGUGAAUCAUUAAACGUUCUUAGAUUGGAAUACGUUGAAAAUGAAAUAACUACAAGAGAAAUAUUAAUAAUUAAUUACAGAGAUAAUGAUUUCUUUGAAUUUAUUGAUUUUUAUGCAGAGGAGAGAAAAAUAAUGAUAAUUCAUAAAACGAGAAAUAUAGAAAAUACCUUAUUGCUAACAACCAUUGUUGAAAUUUCAGAAUCACAACUUUUACCAGUAAAUAUUAGUGCUUAUGAUACCCAUACAGCAGCUUCGAAAGUGAUAAAUGAAAUUCAGGAGUAUAAAUUUAUUAUUCCAUGUAUGAAUGUCGUAAUAGCACAUGCAACUGACAAUACAAGAAAAUUCAUUGUUCAAAUAUCACGUUUUGACGAACGUAAUAAACAUAUUGCAAAACUUAAACAUUAUAAAAUACCAAGGAGCAUCAUAUCUCAUAAUUUUGAGAUUACUUCUAUAGCGUUAUAUUACAAUCAUCUUUUUGUCGCUACAUCAGCAAAUAAAUUAAUAAUUUUUAAAUUAAAAAAUCUACAGCAUUUGUCAUAUUUAAAUUUUAAUUAUAUUAAAAAGAGAAUAAUGACCAUCGAAACAACAACUAAUGGAUUCCAAAUAACUAAACACAAAAAUAUUAUUGUUAUUUUAUUAGCAUCUUCGUCUUCUCAAGUUAGUUUCUUACUCUGUGAUCUACCAUUUUAAUUUCUUAAAAUACAAACAUUAUCUACUAUUAUGUAAUCAUUGUGCAAAUAAAU